This is a messenger RNA of Cyprinodon variegatus (sheepshead minnow), 849 nucleotides long. RefSeq names its product nuclear GTPase SLIP-GC-like. The transcript has 6 exons. The coding region runs from base 69 to 785 and encodes 238 amino acids. Gene Ontology annotation, molecular function: GTPase activity. NCBI's taxonomy places the organism in Eukaryota, Metazoa, Chordata, Actinopteri, Cyprinodontiformes, Cyprinodontidae. The record is from RefSeq and is a predicted model, not a curated record.
AAACAUCGAACUACUUGUCUGGAGCUAAUGGGAUACUCUCUUUGAUUCAAGGAGCAAAGUCAGGGAAUAUGGGUGGAGAAAAUAAAUAUGUUUGCAAAGACCUUGAGAGAAACCUCAGGCAAAAAAGUGAUUUGAUCAGAUAUGCAAUGAUGGAGAAUUACAAAACUUUUGAAAAGUGCCUACAAGAAGGAGUCGAAAUAUCCAAAGAUUCAUUGGAAAGAAUCUUGAAGAACUUUCUCUAUCCUCCAAGAAAGAGUGGCAGUGGUUUUCAUAAACAACUAAAAAAACUGGUCGAAAAUAAAGGGGUCCUGAAACCAAAACGUGGGCCGGAAAAAAACUUGAACACAAAGUUAAUUUCAGUCCUGACAGAUAGCAUUGAUGAGGAAUUCAAAAAAACUUUCCCGAAUGACGGAAAAUGUGGUCCAAUCUACGGAGUAAUCAAAGAAUUUUCACUUGAUGUUGAAGGGCUAAAACAGAAGUACAGUGAUGUUGAACUACAGCUGGUAUUUCUGAAGAAUGAGGAAGAACAGUUAAAAACAAAACUGACCAAACUUAUUCGUAACCGUAAAAAAAACAUCUACAACAGUCUAGCAAAGACAGCUGUGGAAAUCCUAAACGAAUGCUAUGACAAAGCAGCAGGAUUUUCAGGAACUGGUUCACUGCAGAACAUGAGGGAAACUAUAGAGAGACAUGUCCAUAAAUCAAAGGACAUCCUGUUUGAAAAGGCUAAAGAUGAAAUGUUGGAUCUGCAUAGCAGUUUGAGGGUAUGUUACAUAUUAAAAUAAAUACAAAAAAUGUUUUCUUUCAUAUCAAAUUAUCAACUGCUACCAUAGUCAUUUGUGCAAUGAU